Molecule: messenger RNA, 6594 nt
Organism: Strigops habroptila (Kakapo)
Lineage: Eukaryota; Metazoa; Chordata; Aves; Psittaciformes; Psittacidae
Gene: COL5A3
Product: collagen type V alpha 3 chain
Molecular function (GO): extracellular matrix structural constituent
Source: RefSeq, a predicted model, not a curated record
UUUGGGGCUCUGCACCCCAUAACCUCACUGUGGGGUUUGGGGCUCUGUACCCCAUAAUGUCGUUGUGGGACUGGAGUGGGGUUUGGGGCUCUGAACCCCAUAACCUUGCUGUGGGGCUGGAGUGGGGUUUGGGGCUCUGAACCCCAUAACCUUGCUGUGGGGCUGGAGUGGGGUUUGGGGCUCUGCACCCCAUAACAUCUUUGUGGGACUGGAGUGGGGUUUGAGGCUCUGCACCCCAUAACCUUGCUGUGGGGCUUGGGGCUCUGCACCCCAUAACUUUGCUGUGGGGCUGGAGUGGGGUUUAGGGUUCUGCCCCCCAUAACCAUGCUGUGGGAUUUAGGGCUCUGUACCCCAUAACCUUGCUGUGGGGUUUAGGGCUCUGUACCCCAUAACCUUGCCGUGGGGUUUGGGGCUCUGCACCCCAUAACUUUGCUGUGGGGCUGGAGUAGGGUUUAGGGCUCUGCCCCUCAUAACCUUGCUGUGGGGUUUAGGGAUCUGCCCCCCAUAACCUUGCCGUGGGGUUUGGGGCUGUGCCCCCAUACCCUCGCUGUGGGUCCGGGCGCUCUGUGUCUCCCCGCCGCCCUGUGGCCGGGGCCGGUUGCGGGGCCGGGGCCCGCCCGUGGGCCGGGAGCGGGCGGGAGGCGGGCGCUGCCGUCGGGCCGGUCCUGCCUCUUCUUCCUCCCCUCCCUCCUCUUCCCCCCCCGUCCCCUCCCGCCGCCCCCGGAGCUCUCAGCGCUGCUCCCAGCUCCGGUCCCGGGCCCGGCCAUGGAGGGUGCCCCGGGCCCCGCCGCGCUCCUCGCCGCGCUCCUCGCCCUGCUCCAGGCGCUGCCCGCGGCCGGGGCAGUGGAUGUGCUGCAGGCGCUGGGAAUGCGGGGCGGCCGCGGCGGCGUCUCUGUCACGGCCGGGCUCUGCCCGCAGCGCCCGGGGGCGCCCGAGCCUGACCUGGCCUUCCGUGUGGAGAACGGCACCCAGCUCCGCGCACCCACACGGCAGCUCUUCCCUGACGGCUCCUUCCCUGAGGACUUCUCCAUCGUGGCCACGGUGCGCGCCCGGCGCGGGGCACAAUCCUUCCUGCUCUCCAUGUACGACGAGCGGGGCGUGCAGCAGCUGGGCGUGGAGCUGGGGCUCUCACCCGUCUUCCUCUACGAGGACCAGGAUGGGAAUCCAGCUCCGGAGCGAUAUCCCACCUUCCGCGGGGUCAACCUGGCUGAUGGCAAAUGGCACCGUGUGGCCUUGGCCGUGGAGGGCACCACUGUGGCCUUGCUGCUGGAUUGUCACCUCGUGGCCACGCUGCCGCUGGAGCGGGGACCUCGGCCCUUGCUCAGCACCCAGGGGGUGACCGUGUUUGGGGGGCGCCUCAUGGAUGAGGAGCUGUUUGAGGGUGACAUCCAGCAGCUGCUGGUGGUGGCUGGCGCCGAGGCCGCCCGCUCCUAUUGCCAGCUCUACAUGCCCGGCUGCGACCAGCCCCUGCUCUUCCCACUCCAGGCCCCAUUCCCAGAGGAGAGCAGCCCUGAGCCCACUGCUGCUCCACGCAGGAAGGGCAGGAAGGGCAAAGGGAAAGGCAAACGCAAGGGCAAGGGCAAGAAGAAGAGGAACAAGGAGCUGGUGGAGCAGAAUGAGGCCUCUGUGGUGCCCAGCCAGGAUCCUGGCGCCUUAUCCCAAAAGGGGCCCGAUUCCGAUGUCCUUGGCACCCUGACACCAGCCCCGAGCUUCCAGCCACCAGCCACCACCAUCAGCAUCACCCUGAACGCCUCCAAGGACACUGGUGAGGAGCUGGUGCUUGAGCUGGAGGAGGAUGGUGCUGGCAGCACGGGGAUGCCGGGCUAUGAGGACUAUGACAACGGCGAUCCUGGCAUCUGGAAUCACUUGGGCCCUGCUGAACGGGAUGAGGUGGUGAUCCAGGCUCCCCAGGAGCUCGCUUUGAAGGGGGACAAGGGGGAACCAGCCAUCGUGGAGCCGGGUCGUCGAUUCCAGGGGCCACCAGGCCCCCCAGGCCCCGCGGGAGAAACAGGGCCCCCGGGCCCGCCGGGGCUCCCAGGGCUGCCCGGGGAGCGCGGGGAUCAGGGUCCCGCGGGACAGCCGGGGCUGCCGGGAGCUGUCGGGAUCCGCGGCCCCGCAGGGACCAUCAUCAUGCUGCCGUUCCAGUUUGGAGGAGACUCCCUCAAGGGUCCCACCGUCUCCUUCCAAGAAGCUCAAGCCCAAGCGAUCCUGCAGCAGGCAAAGCUUGCCAUGAAGGGUCCCCCAGGUCCCAUGGGGCUGACCGGCCGCCCAGGCCCCCUGGGUCUACCAGGACACCCGGGCCUGAAAGGAGACGCAGGGGACAUGGGGCCACGGGGUCCCCGUGGGGUGCAGGGAGCACCGGGGCCACCAGGCAAGCUGGGCAGACGGGGUCGUGCUGGAGCAGAUGGUGCCAGGGGGCUCCCGGGGGAACCCGGCCCCAAGGGCGACAGGGGCUUCGAUGGGCUGCCGGGGCUGCCGGGCGAGAAGGGCCAUAGGGGCGACGUUGGGAAGCCAGGACCAGCAGGUCCCCCUGGGGAGAAGGGUGCCAAGGGCUCCGAUGGCCUCCCGGGAGCUCGGGGGCAGCCGGGGGAACCCGGUACGAGAGGCUUGACGGGCUCCCGUGGCUCCCCCGGGCCCCCUGGAGCACUGGGUGCCAGCGGCAUUGAUGGAGCACCAGGGCCUAAAGGCAACAUGGGAAUCCAUGGGGAGCCAGGACCCCCGGGGCAGCAAGGGAAUCCUGGUCCUCAGGGUCUGCCUGGUCCCCAGGGCCCCGUGGGGCUGCCGGGGGAGAAGGGCCUGCCGGGAAAGCCGGGAAUACCGGGUGUAGCUGGGGCCAACGGGCCCGCGGGUCAUCCUGGCCGGGAAGGGCCAGCGGGAGAGAAGGGCCUACAGGGCCCUGUGGGUGCCCCAGGUCCCAUUGGCUACCCAGGACCCCGUGGGGUGAAGGGAGCUUUUGGUGUGCGGGGCCUGAAGGGCAGCAAAGGGGAGAAGGGAGAAGAUGGAUUCCCUGGCUUCAAGGGAGACAUGGGACCCAAGGGGGACAGGGGGGACCAGGGCCCAUUGGGGCCCCGUGGUGAGGAUGGUCCUGAGGGGAUGAAGGGACAGACGGGAAUCACGGGGGAAGCCGGAGGCCCCGGCCCCACAGGAGAGAAGGGCCGGCUGGGAGUGCCAGGCCUCCCAGGCUAUCCCGGGCGCCAGGGUCCCAAGGGAUCCACCGGCUUUCCUGGUGCCAUGGGGCUGGCGGGAGAGAAGGGCAAGAGGGGCAAGGCUGGCCAGGCUGGGCCGACGGGGCAGCGAGGGCCCGCGGGUGUUCCAGGGGAUCGUGGUCUUCCCGGUCCCACAGGAAAACCUGGUCCCAAAGGAGACCCUGGCCAUGACGGAGCCCCUGGAGCAGUGGGAGAGAAGGGUCCCCCAGGUCCAGAGGGACCCAGCGGCUUCCCGGGUGCCAAAGGCCCCCCUGGUCCUGCUGGGAAGGAUGGUUUGCCAGGACACCCGGGACAACGCGGCGAGCCGGGCUUCCAUGGCCGCACUGGCCCCCCCGGCCCCACAGGGGUGGUGGGACCCCAGGGUAAAUCAGGAGAGACGGGACCCAUGGGGGAGAGGGGACACCCCGGCCCCCCCGGCCCCCCCGGCGAGCAGGGGCUGCCCGGAGCCACCGGCCGAGAGGGAGCCAAGGGUGAUCCCGGUCCCAGCGGCAUUCCUGGGAAGAGCGGCCCCCCCGGCAUCCACGGCUUUCCCGGCACACGGGGGGCCCCCGGAGCCAUGGGUCCUCCUGGCUUGAAGGGGGGGGAAGGACCCCCUGGGCCCCCUGGACCCACAGGCCCCCCCGGGGAGCGCGGUCCCACGGGAGCUGCUGGAGGCAUCGGGAUGCCCGGCCGGGGGGGGGCCCAGGGCCCCCCCGGUCCCAUUGGCGAGAAGGGGUCCCCGGGCGAGCGAGGUGCCAUGGGUCCGGCUGGGCAGGAUGGGAUCCAGGGUCCCAUGGGAUUGCCGGGUCCAGGCGGCCCCCCCGGCCCCUCUGGAGAAGAUGGGGAUAAGGGCGAGAUGGGGCUCCCCGGGCAGAAGGGCAGCAAAGGGGACAAGGGCGAUGUGGGUCCCCCAGGACCCACCGGAAUCCAGGGACCCAUCGGGCACCCCGGGCCUGCGGGAGCCGAUGGGGAGCCGGGACGCCGCGGGCAGCAGGGAAUGUUUGGGCAGAAAGGGGAUGAGGGAUCGCGGGGUCACCUCGGCCUGAGCGGCCCCCCAGGCCUGCAGGGAAUGCCGGGCCCACCGGGUGAGAAGGGCGAGGACGGAGAUGUGGGCCCCAUGGGCCCCCCCGGUGCACCAGGACCCCGUGGACCACAGGGACCCAGCGGUGCUGAGGGUCCUCAGGGAAUGCCGGGUGGCGUGGGACAACCGGGUGCCGUGGGAGAAAAGGGGGAACCGGGAGAAGCGGGAGAUCCGGGAGCACCAGGAGAGCCUGGACCAGCCGGUGCCAAAGGAGAUGUGGGGGAGAAGGGGGACGCGGGGCAGUCGGGAGCUGCUGGACCCCCCGGCAAGAAGGGCCCACCGGGAGAGGAUGGAGCCAAAGGCGAGCUGGGUCCCAUUGGAUUCCCUGGGGAUCCUGGGCCCCCUGGAGACCCUGGUGUGCCGGGUCUGGAUGGAGCUGCUGGAGAGAAGGGUGACAGCGGGGACCCCGGCCUGCUGGGUCCACCAGGCGCCUCCGGGGAGCCGGGUCCCCCAGGUCCCCCCGGCCGGAGGGGACCUGUGGGACCCAUGGGGCGCGAGGGCCGUCAGGGGGACAAGGGUGCCAAGGGACACCCUGGCACCGAGGGGCCACCGGGCAAGACCGGUCCCAUGGGAGCCCAGGGAGCACCGGGACAAGCAGGCUCCGAAGGGCUGCACGGGAUCCCCGGCCCUGCCGGUGAACAAGGUCUGCUGGGGGCUCCGGGGCAAGCGGGCCCCCCUGGCCCCAUGGGUCCUGUGGGUUUGCCUGGCCUCAAGGGAGACCCCGGCCACAAAGGAGAUAAGGGCCACGCUGGCCUCAUUGGCCUCAUUGGACCACCAGGAGAGAUGGGGGAGAAAGGAGACCAAGGGCUCCCUGGCAUCCAGGGCCCCCCCGGACCCAAAGGGGACCCUGGUCUGGCUGGACCCACGGGCCCCCCUGGACCCCCUGGGCCCCCCGGGCUCUCAGGUCCCUUGGGCCAGAAGGGUUCCAAAGGCUCCCCGGGUGCUCUUGGUCCCCGAGGUGACACAGGCCCCCCCGGUCCCCCGGGACCACCAGGCCGCCCGGCCGAGCUGCUGGAGCCGCUGCCCUCCAGCGGGCACCGGAGGCACCGCCGGGCAAGCCAAGGGGUCCGGGGGGAGCAGGAGGACCCCCCCCCGGGUCCCGAGGGGCUGGAGGAGGUGUUGGCAUCACUCCGCUCCCUCCGUACCGAGGUGGAGCAGCUCCGGAGGCCCCUGGGCACCGCCGAGAGCCCGGCGCGGGUCUGCAGCGAGCUGCGGCUCUGCCACCCGCACCUCCGGGACGGUGAAUACUGGAUUGAUCCCAACCAGGGCUGCUCCCGCGAUGCCUUCAGAGUGUUCUGCAACUUCACAGCGGGCGGUGAGACCUGUCUCUUCCCUGAGAAGAAGCUGGAAGCGGUCCGCCUGGCUGCCUGGAGCAGGGAGAAGCCGGGAACGUGGUUCAGCACCUUCAAACGGGGCAAGAAGUUCUCCUACGUGGAUGCGGAUGGGAACGCCGUGCCCGUGCCCCAGCUCACCUUCCUGCGGCUCCUGAGCGCCGGCGCCCGCCAGAACUUCACCUUGAGCUGCCAAAAUGCUGCCGCCUGGUUCGACGCCGGCGCCGGCACCUUCGCCCGUGCCCUGCGCUUCCGUGCGGCCAACGACGAGGAGCUGGGACACAACCACCCAGCCACCCCCAUCCGUGCCCUGCACGACGGCUGCCAGGGACGCCGUGGCCAGGAGCGGACGGUGCUGGAGGUGGCCUCAUCCCGUGUGGAGCGGUUCCCUCUGAUGGAUGUGGCCGUCCUUGACUUUGGAAACACCAGCCAGAAGUUCGGCUUCGAGCUGGGCCCCGUCUGCUUCACGGGCUGACACACACAGGCUGGGAUGGGUUUUGGGGGACGCCGGGGGUGUCACUGCUCCCACCGCCAACCCCUGUGCCAGGGAUGCUGAUCCAGGGAAUACUCAGGACUCGGAGCUGCCCCUCCUGCGUGCACGGAACCCCCUUAUUUAUACACCUCCCCUUGGGGGGGGACAACUGGGGCAGGGCCCCCCCCAGGUAAAGAGGGGUUUCAAGGCAGCCCCCCCCCUCCCCGUGGUGCUACAACGCUCCCCAGGAGCCCCCACAGUGAAGCACUGGACGUGCCCUUGGCACGGCAACACCGCGAAGCCCAUCCCAGUGCCGCCGGCGUUCCCGAGGGUGGGAUGAGUUAAACCUCCUCCUUCACCCCCCAACACUCCGUGCUGGGGGUGGGAAGUGGGGGGACCCCCCAGCCCCUUGGGGCGGUCACCCCAGCUCACGGCAGAGGGGACCUGGGGAGGUUGGGACAUUGCCUCGGCCCUGGUGCCAGUUACUGUCCGAUAAACCUGUAUCCAAGUGUCUCCCACCCCCAA